Culex quinquefasciatus (southern house mosquito) is the source of this 998-nucleotide messenger RNA. RefSeq lists its product as uncharacterized. The record is from RefSeq and is a predicted model, not a curated record. NCBI's taxonomy places the organism in Eukaryota, Metazoa, Arthropoda, Insecta, Diptera, Culicidae.
AAUUUUCUCCCAACCUUUGUGUUUGGAGUAGCCGUGAACAGCAGCAGAGGAACAUAAAUUGUUUUGCAGCUGAAAAAUAUUGCGAGUUGUUUUUGAAAAAGUUUGUUUGAUCAGUGGCCCCGCACAAAAAUAUAUCAAAAUGAUAUCCGACGCUUUGGGAGAUCUGGAGAAAUGCGUCGAUAACGCAGGAACGCAGCUGGAAACUUUGCACAAAGCUCUCGAAAGCCACAAAUCCAUACUCGAAGUAAACGAUUUCGAAAAGAAUAUAGAAGACAAUGAUAUGGAUGGCCUGGAAACUGGUUCAGUUCUGGAGCUUCUUGAUUCGGUGACCGUUGAAAAUGAAUAUCAAAAUUUGCGGAAGGAUUUGCAGGAAGUUCAACAGCUGCAAAAGGAAAUGACCUUUUCACUGAGGUAUCAAUUGCAAACCAUGACUCAGACUUUUCACAUUCUAAAAAAGAUUGAGUCCAAUAAUCUGCCGAUUACAUCGCUUCCUCAACCAUCAUCAUCUACCAAAAACAAUGGUGGAUCUACAGCUGCUGUUAAAAAUACGAAACAUAACAAAAAUUGAAACCUGCUUUUCAUGUUUUCGCUGCAUCUUCGUACAAGAAUUGAUUAUCUUUCCUUAAAGUGAUUUGCGCUGUAUUCUUCAUGGACUGAUCUAAAUGUCUUCUUUCCUACAAUAUUAGUUACGUAUAGUUUUAAAUCAUGCAAAUGAUUGACAAUCAUUUCAUCAUCUGUUUGACCUGAUCGUCACAAACAAUGCAAACUACCCCUACUGACAAGGCUAGAACUCGAAAAGGUCCAAACGAGAUCAUCCUCUGCUGUUUUCCAUUUAUUAUAGAUAUUAGUUAAAUUGUAUUAUAUUAUGUCAUUACUGCCCAUGUUCGCAUAAAUGUCCCAUAUGCAAAAACAGCAAACUGAGAAAAACGCAUUUGAAGUUUGUCCCACACAUAAGGCUACGUGUUAAGUUUUCAAAACUGGACUUCCUCUCGAUUUCU